AUGGCGACACCUAAUAAUAUUCCAGACAGCAGUCUUGAUUUCUUUGACAUAUCGACAUAUGAGGAGACGGCCAAGUUCCUGCAAGGCAAGCUGCCGGCAGCGUUGAAGGAGCCUCAAGUUGCAGUCAUUUGUGGAAGUGGAUUGGGAGGGCUUGCAAACACCUUGAAGGAACCGAAAGUCGAGCUUGAUUACAAGGAUAUUGUCAACUUUCCAACGAGUACAGUGCAAGGACAUGCCGGAAAGCUUGUCUUUGGUAUGCUAUCUGGAGUGCCAACAGUGUGUAUGGUGGGACGAUUUCAUAUGUAUGAAGGUCACCCUUUGAUCCGAACGGUAUUCCCAGUUCGAGUCUUUUCAUUACUGGGAGUCUCAACUCUGAUUGUCACCAACGCUGCUGGUGGCCUGAAUCCAUCAUACUCCAUAUGCGACAUCAUGCUGAUCGAAGACCACAUAUCCAUGGUCGGUCUAGGCGGUGGAUCAGCCCUCAUAGGACCCAACAUCACCGGCUUUGGUCCACGCUUCCCUCCAACAUCAGACGCAUACGACUACGAACUACGCCUAACGGCAAUGAAGGCAGCCAUAUCAAUCGGACUCUCACCAGACAUUAUUCGAGAAGGCAUAUACUGUUUUGUAGCAGGCCCCAGUUUCGAGACACGUGCUGAAGCUCGAUUCCUCAAGGGGAUUGGAGGAGAUGCAGUAGGGAUGAGUACAGUUCCAGAAGUGAUUGUAGCGCGACAUUGUGGGAUGCGUGUAUUGGGAAUUAGUCUUGUGACUAAUAAUGUGUUGCAGGGGCAUGGCAAGUCUGCCAGAGAGACCGUGUUGAGUGGUCUUGUUGAGAAUGGAGGUGUUGAGGAAGGGGUUGCUAAUCAUGAAGAAGUACUGGCUUCAGGUGAAAAGAGGGCAGCUGAUCUGCAGCGCCUAGUGUCCAAGAUUGUGGAAACAUUGCCAGCUACAAAGUAG
Messenger RNA from Synchytrium microbalum, 957 nucleotides. It is a transcript of the gene PNP1, whose product is annotated as purine-nucleoside phosphorylase. Gene Ontology annotation, molecular function: purine-nucleoside phosphorylase activity. Gene Ontology annotation, cellular component: cytoplasm. The coding region runs from base 1 to 957 and encodes 318 amino acids. Gene Ontology annotation, biological process: nucleoside metabolic process. The transcript is spliced from 5 exons. Lineage: Eukaryota; Fungi; Chytridiomycota; Chytridiomycetes; Synchytriales; Synchytriaceae. The record is from RefSeq and is a predicted model, not a curated record.